AUGCUGUCGCCGCUGAACUACCUGGGCCUCUUGGUCUACUUUGUGGUCCUGCUGGUGUGCAUGGUCGCCUCUUACAGGCAGCCGGCUGGCCCUGCUAGGAGGGCCUCGUCCAUCGGCCUCAUCGCUGUGACCUGGUUCUACAUCCUCCACUUCUCUAUCACAUACCCAUGGACCUCCUGGUACGAGGAGGGCCUCAACCUCUUCGACGUCGCCUACGCCGAUGUCAUCUGGGGUGGUGCGUCUGGCAUUUGGGGCCUCUCGCAGCAACUCCUGUCCUGGGCGAUCGUGGCGACCGUGUGGACGAUUGAGAGUCCGGCCUACUACCAGCUGUUCGGCCUCUUCGGUGCGAUGUCGGGGAGCUACUGCCUGAUCCCAUUUUCCUCAGAGCCUGCGGGCAAGGUCCCUGCCUCCCUGGUUGCCUUCACCCUGCUGGCCUUUGUCAGUAUGUGGAUGCUACCACACACCAGCACCCUGAGAGGCUUAAGUUGGUGGCUUUGGGCCCUGCACGCGUGCCUGAUCGUGCCCAAGUUCUUCCAGUGGGGCCCCUCGGUGGAUCGGGGAGCGCUGUACCUCGUGCUGGCAAUUUUGAGCUUCCUGACGCACAUAACCUCCUCGAAGAGUUCGUGGCCGCAGUCGGACUGCCAAAUCUCCAUCUCUGUGGAUGUGCUGGCCUCCUCUGCACUGACGUGCGCGUUUGCGGCCCAGCAUGUGAAGGUCCAAGAGCUGAUCGUGUGGGCCUUACUGGUCUAUCUGGCCUCCCCUGGCUUCGUCUUGGGCUGCGUCUGCGGCUUCUACCAGCAUGGCCUCAGGUCAAAGCUGGUCACCCUCAUCCAGAGAAGCAUCUCCCAGCUCGCGGGCUCAUCGCAGUCGGGCUGGAUGAACCUGGGGUACUGGCAGUCCACGACGGACUACGCUGUCGCGUGUAGACAGCUAGCAGAGGCCGUCACCAAGGAAGCCGCCCUCAAGGAGGCGGACCAUGUCCUGUGCGUUGGCUGUGGAAGGGGAGCCGAGCUCAGCUUCAUCAGUAGCAGGCACAGCCCACAGCGCGUGGUUGGCUUGGAUCAGGAGCCACAGGAGGCGUCGCAGCUCAACGGUGUGGAGAUGAAGGUUGGUUGCGCCGAGAGCUUCGCAUCUGGGCUCGACCGCUUCCGUCGCGGCGAGUUCACCACCAUCUUGGCCAUCGACAGCCUCUACCACUUCGACAAGCCCGCAUUCUUCCGGGAAUGCGCUAAGGUGCUCCAGAUCUCCCAGCCGGUGACCUUUACGGACGUCGUCCUUCGCCCGGGGGCGCCAAGCUGGAUCCGCCUCUGCCUUUGCGCGAUGGACAUCCGCUGGUCGGGCCACUGGACCGAAGAGGAGUAUCGCGCCCGACUGCAGGAUGCCGGGUUCCGCGUGACUUCCUGGAAGUCUCUGGAGCCCUUUGUCCUUCGGCCCUGCCUCCCACGCGUCUUCGCAGAGCACCUGGACUACGUCCUGGUGAAGGCGGAGCUGUCGGAGGUCGCCUCCAGGCCAACAGCAGCGGUCAUCGGCUCAGGCAUGAGUGGACUGAUCGCAGCCCACCUCCUACAGGAAACGCACGAGGUCGUCAUCUUCGAAGCGGGCCCGAAAUGUGGCUUGGUGGGCCUGCAGCAGGAGCUCGCGCCCGGCGUGGCCGUGGACGUGCCCUUGCGCUUCAUGAUGCCCCACUACUACCACCACCUCUUGGGAGUGAUCCGGGCGCUUGGCAUACCCGUCCGAGCAGUACCCUACAACGCUGCCUACCAGAGGGGUGCAGACAUGCUGAUGGUGACUUCAACGAGCUGGUGGGGACAUGUCUGGCAACAUCUGAAGUACGUUCCCUACCUGGCGAAACUGAUGUUCAUAGUGUUCUUCUGCAAGGAGCUAGAGGACGAGAGCUUCUUGGAGUACAUGACGCGCCACGACCUCCAUCAACAUGAGGCCUACAGGAUCUACAGCCUGCAUCUCAGCUGGAUGCUGUCCUGCACCUAUGAGCAGGUGAACAGCACACCGGCGGGCGUGAUCCUGGGCUUCAUCCGGGCCAGCAACCCCCUGGUGCGCAUGUAUCAAGAGAGCGGCAACAUCAUGCGCGUCUACCCCACCAUGCGUGCGCUGCAGGAUGCGCUGCUGAAGGGCAAGGACUUGAGACUGAGCUGUCCUGUGAAGCCAUUUGGUGGCUCCAGGGUCAUCGAAGGCCAAGCCUUUGAUGUGGUCGUGGUAGCCACGGAUGCCGCGGCGGCAGGGUACCUGCUUGGUGGGGAGUGGAAGGAGCGACUGGACAAGAUCCACUAUCAGAAGGGCAACAUCGUGGUUCACAAGGACCCAGCUCUCAUGCCGCCCGCGCGGGCGGACUGGCGAACCUUUAACAUUAGAGCGGAUGGGGCGGACAACACGUGUCAGAUCACCGUGUGGCUGAACAAGUUCUGGGGACGGGACGACAUCGAGGAGGAUCUCUUCGAGACCUGGAACCCUGCUGUCCGCCCGGCCGAGAACCUGACUAUCAAGGAGGUCUCCCUCGGCCGCGCAACCUACACAAAGGCGAUGAAGGAGCUGUGGCCUUGGAUUCAGGGCGCCCAGGGCCGGGAGGGAUUCUACGUGGCGGGGGCCUUUGCCGUGGAAG
Messenger RNA from Symbiodinium natans, 2617 nucleotides. Lineage: Eukaryota; Dinophyceae; Suessiales; Symbiodiniaceae. The record is from the annotation of a GenBank genome assembly.